Messenger RNA from Portunus trituberculatus (swimming crab), 357 nucleotides. RefSeq names its product kinesin-like protein KIF28P. Gene Ontology annotation, cellular component: microtubule; kinesin complex. The record is from RefSeq and is a predicted model, not a curated record. Bases 61 to 357 code for a protein of 98 amino acids. The transcript has 2 exons. NCBI's taxonomy places the organism in Eukaryota, Metazoa, Arthropoda, Malacostraca, Decapoda, Portunidae. Gene Ontology annotation, biological process: cytoskeleton-dependent intracellular transport; microtubule-based movement. Gene Ontology annotation, molecular function: microtubule binding; ATP binding; ATP hydrolysis activity.
GAUUUAUUUAAUGGCAUCACACAAAACACAGAGGAGAAGGAGUUUGAAGUGAGGUUCAGCAUGUUGGAGAUCUACAAUGAGGUAGUUCAUGACCUGCUCAACCCCACCAAGAGCAAGAAAGGCCUCAAGGUCCGCCAACACCCGAAGAAAGGCUUCUAUGCUGAAGGCCUCAAGCUGGCUCUGGUCACCAACUACAACGAAAUUGAGCAGAAGAUGAACGAGGGCACCGUCAACCGCACCAUCGCCUUCACCAACAUGAACGCCACCUCAUCCCGCGCCCACACCAUCGUUGGCAUCACCGUCAUACAGAAAUUCAAAACAAUGCUGGACAAGAAACAGCAAAGCAGGCCGUUGUGA